UGUAGCUUUUGUAGUAAAAUGAACCCGGAUGCACUUUAACAUUCCCCCUUACUGCAUGUCUCUUUUCUCUCCCUCGCUUUCCCUUUCUAUUCUGGUUUUGCGACCUUCAAAAGCAAACAACCAAACUGGCGGUUAAGCCAAAAAAACAUAAGAAAAACACACCAGCUCUGCCUUUGUUCAUCUUCUGCACCUUAAAUGCUAUAUAAAAGCAAUAUGGUCAUUCAGUCUCGGGCGACAAAUCGACGAUAAAACAACUCCCAAACGAUCGACGUUAAAUCUCACUUUUGAAGCUUACUAUAGAAAUGAAAAUACUGCAGCUUGGGCAAGAAGAAAUGACGGUCUCUGGUGGCCGCACGGUGAUAGUGGGGGUCAAGCCUGACUCGCAGAGCAGAGAGUUAUUGACCUGGGCCAUGGUAAAAAUGGCACAACCUGGGGAUACUGUUAUUGCUCUGCAUGUUCUUGGUAAUAAUGUGAAAUGGGCAUGUGUAGAAAUCGUAGAUCGAGAAGGGAAGUCUUCGCUUCUGUCGCUUGUCAAAGCUUUUGACUCUGUUCUUGCCGUCUAUGAAGGUUUCUGCAACCUGAAACAGGUGGAUCUCAAGCUCAAGAUAUGCAGAGGUUCAUCGAUACGAAAAAUUUUAGUUGGGGAAGCAAAAUCCUACUCAGCAUCAAAGAUUAUAGUUGGAGCAGCCGCCAGUCGCCAUACAAUCCGGUCACCGUCAUCUGUUGCUAAGUAUUGCGCCCAGAAGCUACCCAAGGAUUGCUCAGUUCUUGCUGUCAAUAACGGGAAAGUUGUGUUUCAGAGAGAAGGCUCUCUGGCUAAAACUGAUGAUUCUCAUGGAACUAAAGAUGAUCGCCGGAAUGGUCUGCUCAAUGCAAUUCACAGGUCAAUUUCAUUAACUAAGAAUUCCAAAGUAUUAAAUGAAAGUGGUACUGAUAGGGCCUUAAAGGAUGGAGAGGAUGAUGACCAGAUUUUAAAGCAGGCCUUGGUUAAGGCCCGUCCGAAUAGUUUGGGGAGUAUCAUGAAAGAGAGUUGCUCAAUUUGUGGAGCAGUUGCUAAAUCUCUAGAUAAUUCAUGUAAACAGUCUGCUGAAGAGUCUUCUGGUGAUAAUAGUGGUGAUGAUAAAUCUUUAGCUCUAGUGCCAGUAACAAAGGUAGAGGCACCUUCCUGUUCAUUUUCUUCUUUAAUCAGACAGGUGCCUGAAUUGAAACCUGGGUGGCCACUACUUCGCCGUGCAGUCUUACCAGAUCGUCAAGCAUCAGAUAGAUCCUCAGUGAGGCAGAUCUCAGUGGUUCAAUGGGCAAUGAGGUUGCCCAGUAGGCAACUUUCAUCAUAUAUCUCCAAUUUGGAUCACAAACAGAAUGGUUGUGAUCAGGGUGAAAAUCAAUCGAGCUUAGAUGGAGAAAGUGGUGCAAUUGUUCCAGUUGGUACAGAGAAAUUGACAAUUCCACUUUCUCCUGACCAUUCAAAAGGUCUACCAAAAGAAUUGGAGUGUCUUCACGAGAAACACUUGGCAACUUGCAGAUUGUUUAAUUACCAAGAAAUUCUCUCAGCCACAUCUAAUUUCUUGGCUGAAAAUUUGGUUGGAAAAGGAGGCAGCAGUUGGGUUUAUAGAGGUUGCCUUCCUGAUGGCAAGGAACUUGCUGUGAAAAUCUUAAAGCCGUCUGAUGAUUUAUUAAAGCAAUUUGUUUUAGAAAUUGAGAUUAUUACUACCUUACAUCACAAAAACAUCAUUUCUCUCUUGGGGUUCUGUUCUGAGGACAACAAUCUUCUCCUCGUUUAUGAUUUCCUAUCAAGAGGAAGCCUUGAAGAGAACCUCCAUGGUAACAGAAAGGACUCCCUUGCAUUUGGUUGGAGGGAGAGACACAAAGUUGCUGUAGGAGUAGCAGGGGCCUUGAAUUAUCUUCACAGUGGAACUUCACAACCUGUGAUCCACAGAGAUGUUAAAUCAUCAAAUAUACUUUUGUCUGAUGAUUUCGAUCCUCAGCUUUCUGAUUUUGGACUUGCUAAAUGGGCAUCAACCUCCUCAUCUCAUAUAAUCUGCACUGAUGUUGCUGGAACCUUUGGUUACUUGGCUCCUGAAUACUUCAUGUAUGGCAAAGUAAACGACAAGAUCGAUGUCUAUGCGUAUGGUGUUGUACUCCUUGAGCUUCUCUCAGGAAGGAAGCCUAUAAGCCAUGAUCAUCCCAAAGGCCAAGAAAGCCUAGUUAUGUGGGCAAAGCCAAUUUUAAAUGAUGGAAAGGUUUCUCAGUUGCUGGAUCCAACCUUGGGCAAUGACUAUGAUCAUGAUCAGAUGGAGAGGAUGGUUUUAGCUGCCACUCUUUGUGUAAAACAUUCUCCACGAGCUAGGCCUCAAAUGAGCCUUGUUUUGAAGCUCCUUCAAGGGGAUGCUGAAGUGAUGAAGUGGGCAAGGCUGCAAGUUAAUGCUGCAGAAGAACCUGAUAUGCUGGAUGAUGAAGCAUGUCCGCGUUCAAAUCUACAGUCUCAUCUUAAUCUUGCAUUGCUCGAUGUAGAGGAUGAUUCACUCUCUGUGAGCAGCAUUGAACAAACCGUCUCAUUGGAAGAUUAUUUGCAAGGCAGAUGCAGCCGCUCAUCAAGCUUUGACUAAAUGCUAGUAAAAGAUGAAUCAUUCUGUGUGAUUCUUUUGUAUAUUCCUUUGAUUUUUGGCCUUCAUUUUCAAUCAGUCUUCUGUCUUCUUUGGUUUUACUUACAUAAGGAUUACAGAUAGGUGUUGGAUGAGAGGUUGUUUAUGGUGUGCCCUCCUCCUUCCUGUACUAGUCAUAAACAAAAUUCCAAACUUUCUAGGAACUUUUUCUUCCCUUUUUUUUUUUUAAAUCCCCAAAGGUGUCGGUGGCUGAAUCAAUCAAGAGUCAGAAUCUGUUGUAACAGUUGAACUAGUCUUAUUUGUAUUUGAAACAUUCUCUGAUUAAGUGCUGAGCCAAGUAAUCAUUGCUCCAUUCGCCUGAAAGGGCUUAAA
Hevea brasiliensis (rubber tree) is the source of this 2975-nucleotide messenger RNA. RefSeq names its product protein kinase STUNTED. Gene Ontology annotation, biological process: protein phosphorylation. Lineage: Eukaryota; Viridiplantae; Streptophyta; Magnoliopsida; Malpighiales; Euphorbiaceae. The transcript is spliced from 10 exons. The record is from RefSeq and is a predicted model, not a curated record. Bases 303 to 2606 code for a protein of 767 amino acids. Gene Ontology annotation, molecular function: protein kinase activity; ATP binding.